UUACAAAAUUUUAAGAGAGCUAGCUCAAAACAAUUUAUAUAUAAAAAUGGCAUAUUCCUGGGACAACCGUGUUGAUUUUGUGGUUCGGUAUAUGUAUGAUAUUGACAACAAUGGCUUCUUGGACCAGAAUGAUUUUCUCUGCAUGGCAGUAAGAGCGUGUGUCGUUGAAGGCAAGGGUGAUUGCAGCACUGCUCGAUUGGAUGACUAUAAAAAACUUAUGAAAAACUUAUGGGACGAAAUAUCUGCAAUAGCUGAUGAUGAUAAGGAUGGAAAAAUAUCUAAUCAAGAGUUCAAAGAUGCAGUAAAAAAAACAUGUGUUGGCAAAAAGUAUGAAGAAUUUCCACAGGCUAUGAGAGCAUUUAUUGAAUCAAACUUCAAGUUGCUUGACAUAGACAGCGAUGGAAUAGUUGGAGUAAAAGAAUACCGUUAUAACUGUAUCACUAGGGUAGCCAUCGAUGAUGUCACACCAAUUGAUAAAGCCUUCGAAACAUUGUUAAACGAUGAAGAUAGGAAACGUGGAGGUCUUUCAUUAGAUCGCUAUAAAGAACUCUAUGGUCAAUUUUUAGGAAAUACUGCUGAUAACCAUCCAGCUGUAAACCUUUUUGGACCUUUAUAAAUUACAUAUUACAUUUAAUUGUCUUCGCUGUUGUUCAACUACUAUUUUUUAAGUUUUAUUUGUAAUUACUAUGACUUUAAACUUACGACCAUAUAGAAAUAACUCAUUCAUAACAUUUUCUGUAGAAUCGUCAGAUGACCAGAACCUUACUUUUAAUGUUUUAUAAUUAGUUAAGUACAAUUGCUCUCAGAAAUUUUAAAUACGUUAUAAUAUUAACUUGCUUUUCUUUACAGGCUCAUAAGUUAUAAGCCUCUCUCUCAGCGCCUACUAGAUUACGUACUAAUGUUGGGUUUAAUAAAAGAUACAUUAAAACAUUUUAACGAAAUCAAUAAAAAAAAUUUGUUAAACAA
Messenger RNA from Drosophila eugracilis, 966 nucleotides. RefSeq names its product sarcoplasmic calcium-binding protein, beta chain (gene Scp1). The record is from RefSeq and is a predicted model, not a curated record. The coding region runs from base 47 to 616 and encodes 189 amino acids. Lineage: Eukaryota; Metazoa; Arthropoda; Insecta; Diptera; Drosophilidae. Gene Ontology annotation, molecular function: calcium ion binding. The transcript is spliced from 5 exons.